Molecule: messenger RNA, 480 nt
Organism: Capsicum annuum
Lineage: Eukaryota; Viridiplantae; Streptophyta; Magnoliopsida; Solanales; Solanaceae
Exons: 2
Coding region: 1-480 (159 amino acids)
Molecular function (GO): zinc ion binding
Source: RefSeq, a predicted model, not a curated record
AUGGAGAGAGGUUUUAAAAUAUCAGAUGGACCAUAUAUACAUAGUGUGGAUUUGAGGGAUAACACAUGCAACUGCAAAUCUUGGAUGCUCAAGGGAAUACCAUGUCCACAUGGGAUUGCAGCCAUACUCUACAAGAAAUUGGACCCAAUUGAUUUUGUUGAUAACUGUUACAGUAAGGCGACUUAUCUCAAGACUUACUGUCACUACAUUCAACUAGUAACCAACAUGAACAUGUGGCCAAAGUCAACAAAUUCUAAUGUGGAGCCUCCAGUUAUUGUUCCUAUGCCUGGCAGGCCAAAGAAGAGAAGGAAUAAACAGUUUUAUGAGACCAAAAAGUGUGGAAAAAUGUCAAGAAAAGGGAUUUACAUGACUUGUAGCAUCUUUCAUGGACAAAAUCACAACAAAAGAGGUUGUCCUUUCAAGAAUUCUGUUAGAUCAAGUAUUCUUAAUGUUGGACCAAGUGAUGUACCAAGUACUUGA